This is a messenger RNA of Helianthus annuus (common sunflower), 4317 nucleotides long. RefSeq names its product WD repeat-containing protein 11. Lineage: Eukaryota; Viridiplantae; Streptophyta; Magnoliopsida; Asterales; Asteraceae. Bases 110 to 4144 code for a protein of 1344 amino acids. The transcript has 20 exons. Gene Ontology annotation, molecular function: protein binding. The record is from RefSeq and is a predicted model, not a curated record. Gene Ontology annotation, cellular component: cytoplasm.
AACAUAGCGUACAUAACCAUUUACCGACAGUUGAAACAAAUACCUACCAGACACUCACCGGUCCACAUUCCGGUCAAAACCCUCUCACCGGAAACUUCCACCGGCGACAAUGCCGCCAAAUCUCCGGCCACCACCGGACUCCUUCGACUACAUGCUACCAGGCCCACCGUCUCGCAGCAACGGCGGUUCCGCCGACCUCCGUUCCACCGGCCUCCUCGCCUAUGCCGCCGGCAGCAGCGUCGCAAUCGUCGACUCACACUCAAUGCAACUCGUCACCGUCAUUCCAAUCCCUCCGCCUUCCACCGGAAACUCAACAACUUCCUCAACGACGUCGUCUCUAUCUCCGUUUGUAACUGCCGUCCGCUGGUGCCCUACGCCGCUUCGCCUGGACCUCCUCUCACACGAUCCUACCUCUUCAAACUCUCACCUGCUUCUCGCCGCCGGUGACCGUCAAGGCCGGAUCUGUCUCCUCGAUCCUCGUGUGAAGUCAUCCGUACCGGUUUUCCUGCAAACAGAUCCGAAUACGAAAUUAGGUAUCCAGGACCUCUGCUGGAUCCGAUCCGGGUUAUCUGGAUCCGAUUCAUGGAUCAUCGGAUCCAUAACCGGAUCCUCACUUCUCUCACUGUUCGAAACCUCCACUGGCCGUUGCUUCUUCAAAUACGACGCCGCACCGGAGGUUUUCACGUGCAUCGCACGUGAUCCGUUUGAUUCACGCCGGAUCUGUGUUGUAGGUCUUAGAGGUUUUCUGUUAACGGUUAGAGUCCAUGGUGAUUCUGAAUCCGACGUCGUUUUGAAGGAGCUUCAGAUAUCUACUGAUGUGUCUGAGUUGAAUAAGUUGGAGAGAGAUGCGGUUGCUUCCGGUGGAACGAGUGGUUCUGGUUCAAAUUCUAAUGCUCCGGCGAUGGCGGUUUAUCCGAAUUAUGUUGUGAAAGUGGCGUUUUCGCCGCAUUGGAAGCAUAUUGUGUAUGUGUGUUUUCCUAGGGAGUUGGUUGUGUUUGAUUUGCAGUAUCGGAGUGCUUUGUUUCGUGCGGCUUUGCCACGUGGUUGCGGGAAGUUUCUUGAUGUGUUGCCGGAUCCGAGCUUGGAGGUGGUUUAUUGUGCUCAUUUUGAUGGUAGGAUCAGCGCGUGGCGGCGGAAGGAAGGAGAGCAGGUGCAUGUAAUGUGCAUGAUGGAAGAAUUGAUGCCGGCACUUGGGACACCUGUCCCUUCUCCCUCAGUGCUUGCAGUUGUCAUCUCUCGGUCAGAUUCCACCCUCCAAAAUGUUCGCAAGAGUCUCUGUGAUGGUCAUCACGACACAGAAGUUGAUACGGAUUUUGACAAUCCUUUUGAUUUUUGUGAUGAGUCUCAAGUCGUUUCUAAAACACAUUUGCUAUCGAUUUCUGAUGACGGGAAAAUAUGGAAUUGGCUUCUGACUGCUGAAGGCCCAACAGAGAAUCAGAAAGAUACGUCGGAUGUUGGAAUUGUUGCAGAUAUCAGUAAAGAUCCAGCUUUAGAUACAAAUGCUAAUGGAGUGGAUUCUUCCUUAAGUUCUGUGAAGGAUGUUAUUAAACAAACAGAUAAGGAGAAUAUUAGAAAGGGACGUUCAUCACCCUCCAAAAAGAGCCAGGAUGAUCUGGCAGUGAAGAUCAGCCUGGUUGGCCAGCUGCAUCUUCUUUCUUCAUCAGUGACUAUGUUGGCUGUACCAUCUCCUUCUUUAACUUCUACUUUGGCACGAGGGGGAAACCAUCCUGCUGUAGCAGUUCCACUUGUUGCUUUAGGAACUCAGAGUGGUUCAGUUGAAGUUAUUGACGUUUCUGCAAAUGCUGUUGCUGCAAGUUUUUCUAUUCAUGAUAGUGUUGUAAGAGGAUUAAGGUGGUUGGGAAAUUCAAGACUAGUCUCAUUCUCAUACACUCAGGGAAAUGAGAAGACUGGUGGUGGCUAUACAAAUAGGCUUGUUGUGACCAACCUUCGAACAGGCCUUAAUCGAACCUUUAGGGUUUUGCAAAAGCCAGAGCGUACGCCAAUAAGAGCUCUGCGGGCUUCAUCUUCCGGAAGGUAUCUUUUAAUAUUGUUUCGCGAUGCCCCCGUGGAGGUUUGGGCAAUGACAAAGACUCCAAUUAUGCUUAGGUCUUUAGCUCUUCCAUUUACAGUAUUGGAGUGGACUCUUCCUACUGUUCCACGACCAACGCAGAGUGGAGUAUCUAAGCAAUCUGAUGCUUCUGUGCCACCCACAGGGAUGGUAUCCCAGGCAGAGUCUAAGGCAGACGGAGCUCAAGAAGAAUUUUCAGAGAGUUUUGCAUUUGCUCUGGUUAAUGGUGCUCUUGGGGUGUUUGAAGUUCAAGGCCGUAGGAUAAGAGACUUCAAACCAAAGUGGCCUUCCACUUCACAUAUUGCUGCUGAUGGAUUAGUUCGAGCUAUGGCCUAUCGUUGGCCUCAUGUGGUCAUGGGUGACAGAUCAGGAAACAUACGGUGGUGGGAUGUUACAACUGGACAAUCAUCCUCUUUCAACACUCAUCGCGAAGGUAUUCGGAGAAUCAAGUUCUCACCUGUUGUUCCUGGAGACCGUAGCCGUGGACGUAUUGCUGUAUUAUUUAACGAUAACACAUUUGCUGUAUUUGAUCUUGAUUCACCAGAUCCAUUAGCCAACUCUCUAUUACAGCCUCAAUUUCCUGGAACACUGGUGCUGGAACUUGAUUGGUUACCUGUACGAACUGAUAAAAAUGAUCCGUUGGUUUUGUGCAUUACUGGAGCAGACAGUAGCUUUCGACUUGUUGAGGUUAACGUUGAGAAAAGAGUUGGUUAUGAGGCCCAGUCUGGAGCUAUAAAGGAGCGAUUUCGGCCAAUGCCUUUAUGUUCUCCUAUAUUACUUCCUACACCACAUGCAUUGGCACUGCGCUUGAUCUUGCAAUGUGGUGUAAAACCUUCAUGGUUUAACACAAAUAGUUCCCUUAUCAAUAAAGAAAAUUCUCAGUUAUCAAAAAGUUCAUCAGUAGGAGAUCUUCGUAGUUAUUUAAUUGAUAUACCAACUAUUGGUGAUUCAGUUGUGCCAGAAUUGCUUCUCAAGGUAUUAGAGCCUUACCGAAGAGAAGGUUGCAUACUUGAUAAUGAGAUUGUACGACAGUAUGCUGCUAUACUUAAUAAAGGUUCAGCUGCCAGAUUCUCUUUUGCAGCUGCAAUAUUUGGUGAAACCUCUGAGGCUUACUUUUGGCUGCAACUACCUCGUGCACUUAAGCACUUGAUGAACAAUCUGGCUAACAAGUCUCUACAGAAAAACCCAGUAAUAUCAUCAUCAUCAUCAGAAGCUGAUGACGUGUCCUUGCUGACUAGGAUAUCCUCCAAGGGCAAAUCUGGAACUGGGUCAAGUAAAAGUAACACAGUGAGUGAUGGUGAACUUAGAUCAAUGGCUUUUGAGCAAGAAGAAUUGUGGGAACGAGCUAAUGAGCGUAUUCCCUGGCAUGAAAAACUAGAAGAUGAAGAAGCUAUUCAAAACCGUGUGCAUGAGCUCGUGUCAAUUGGUAACUUGGAAGCCGCUGUGAGUUUGAUGCUUUCCACACCUCCAGAAAGCCCAUAUUUCUAUCCAAACGCCUUACGUGCUGUUGCUCUUUCAUCUGCUGUUUCAAGAUCCCUAAAUGAACUAGCAGUUAAGGUGGUUGCAGCAAAUAUGGUUGAGAGUGACAGGUCAUUGGCUGGUACACAUCUGCUCUGUGCUGUAGGGAGAUAUCAAGAAGCUUGUUCACAGCUACAAGAUGCGGGAUGCUGGACAGAUGCUGCAACGUUGGCAGCAACACAUUUAAAAGGAACAGAUUAUGCAAGGGUAUUACACAGAUGGGCUGAACACGUCCUUCAUGCAGAACAUAACAUCUGGAGAGCCCUGAUUUUGUACGUAGCAGCUGGUUCAUUACAAGAUGCACUGUCAGCACUCCGUGACGCUCAGCAACCCGAUACUGCUGCAAUGUUCAUCAUUGCCUUUCGGGAAAUUCAUGUUGAGUUUAUUCAAAAUCUUAAUACUAACGACGACUCGGAUUCUUUAAUCAAAGAGAAACUGCUUGUUUUGCCCGGAUUAAACCCUGAAAGUGAAGAUGUUAUUGCUAUUGGUGAAUUGUACGGACAGUUUCAACAAAAGCUAGUCCAUCUGUGCAUGGACUCUCAACCAUUUUCCGACUAAUUUUUUUUCUUAUCUACUGUUGUUAAAGCUCCAUGUAUACAAGUUGAGAUUGCUGGUGCACAUUGAUGUGUAUUUAUGUAAUUGACCAUGGUUGUGGUCUGAGAAAAAAGAGUCAAAUGGAGCUGUUUACAGAUUUUGAGAUCAUUCUAUUAAUUAUUCAACUUUACCUGUAA